Plectropomus leopardus (leopard coralgrouper) is the source of this 1265-nucleotide messenger RNA. It is a transcript of the gene cyb5r2, whose product is annotated as cytochrome b5 reductase 2. Gene Ontology annotation, cellular component: mitochondrion. The record is from RefSeq and is a predicted model, not a curated record. NCBI's taxonomy places the organism in Eukaryota, Metazoa, Chordata, Actinopteri, Perciformes, Serranidae. Gene Ontology annotation, molecular function: FAD binding; oxidoreductase activity.
UGGUCUCUCAGGUUGUGUGAGGAGAAGGAAACUCUGGCACUUUGCACAUGUUUCAACUAUGGACCAGAACUUGAUAGUUCCUGUGGUAGCGGCUGUUUCUGUGGUGAUAGUGACCGUGCUGUACUUCCUGCUCGGAGGAGAGAAGAAGAAGAAGCUGCCCGUCACUCUGCAGGACCCAACGCUCAAAUAUGCUCUUCCCCUCAUAGACAAACAGGAAAUCAGCCAUGACACAAAGAAAUUUCGGUUUGGCCUUCCAUCCACCAAUCACAUCCUUGGACUGCCAGUAGGUCAGCACGUGUACCUGUCAGCCAGAGUGAACGGCAGUCUGGUGGUCAGAGCCUACACUCCGGUAUCCAGUGACGAGCACCAGGGAUACGUCGACCUCGUGGUCAAGGUGUACUACAAGAACUGCCACCCAUCCUUCCCAGACGGAGGGAAGAUGUCCCAGUAUCUGGACAACAUGGCUAUUGGAGACGCCAUUGACUUCAGAGGACCCAAUGGACUGCUUGUGUACAAGGGGAAUGGUCAGUUUUCCAUCCGACCAGACAAGAAGUCGGAGCCAAAAGUUCGGAAGUUCAAGCACAUUGGGAUGAUCGCCGGUGGAACAGGUAUCACUCCUAUGCUGCAGUUAAUCCGCAGCAUCACAGCAGACCCCAGUGACAACACCACGUGCUCCCUCAUAUUUGCCAACCAGACUGAGAAAGAUAUCCUCCUCAGAGACGAGCUGGAGGAGGUGAAGAAAAACCACCCUGAGAAAGUCAAGCUGUGGUUCACGCUGGACAAACCUCCGCAGGACUGGAGCUACAGUUCAGGCUUUGUGACCCACGACAUGAUCAAGGACCACCUCCCUGCUCCCUCUAACGACGUCCUUGUUGUCCUGUGUGGACCUCCACCGAUGAUCCAAUACGCCUGUCUGCCAAAUCUGGACAAGCUGGGACACGAAACGGACAAUGUUUUUGCAUACUAGUUUUCUGACUGAAACACGUCUUGUUUAUUCCCCGUAAUCAUCCGAUCAGUGAGCCAAACACCACAGUCAUGCUUCUCACGGAGGCCUGCGUGAUUUUUAAUGUCAGUAACACGAGUGCAAAACUGCCCUAAAACAUGCAAUUUCACUGUGAACGUUUCAUCUCAGGUGCACCUCACUGUGCAGUAUUUAAUCUAACGUCAUAUCUGUGAUUACCUUUUGUACAAGAGUCGCUUUUACAAUGAAGCUUUUUUUUCAGGCAAAAAUGUGAAUUCAUGGAAUAAAGAUGUAACAAGUACAA